This is a messenger RNA of Paramisgurnus dabryanus, 3889 nucleotides long. RefSeq names its product ADP-dependent glucokinase (gene adpgk). Gene Ontology annotation, molecular function: ADP-specific glucokinase activity. Gene Ontology annotation, cellular component: endoplasmic reticulum. Lineage: Eukaryota; Metazoa; Chordata; Actinopteri; Cypriniformes; Cobitidae. The record is from RefSeq and is a predicted model, not a curated record. Gene Ontology annotation, biological process: glucose metabolic process.
GAUUGGAUAUUUACUGAAGAGUUGGGAUGUAGAGAGAGUGGAGCUGCUAACCACUAAGACAUAAACCGUUCUUUAACCAACAAGGGUGACACAAGUCAACUUUAACCCAUACACUACACACAGUACAUCUCUGCGCUAAGCGUCUGUCAGGUGGUGUGUGUGCAUUGAAGUCAUGUGGAAGAGCGCCGUUGUGGUGGCGUUAUUGGCGUUGGGGAUGGGGUAUCUGUACCAAAAUGACCCAGAACUACCGACCCAGGUGCUGAACUACCUCAGGGAAUCCCUGCCACAGAUGCAGCCGAGUGGCGGGUCCGAGGUCCGCCCACCAACCCUGGAGGAAGCCAUCUCGCGCGCCUGGCAGAUCCUGAUCACAGCUCCUGCCCGCCGUUGGGGCAAAGUGGCUGUUGGGGUUAAUGCUUGUGUAGAUGUUGUGGUGUCUGGAGUGGGUCUACUCCAGGCUUUAGCUUUAGAACCGGGUUCCGGCAACGACCACGAGGUUCUGCACGGCAAAGAGGACCUGAAAGAGGCCUUCAUCCACUACAUGGAAAAAGGCGCAGCAGCAGAGCGGUUCUUCUCAGAUAAGGAGGUUUUUCAAAGGAUCGCACGGGCGGCUGCAGAAUAUCCUGGUGCUCAGGUUUAUGUAGGUGGGAACGCUGCUCUUAUUGGACAGAAACUGGCAUCCAACCCUCAGCUAGUGGUCCUGUUGUGUGGUCCUGUAGGGCCAAAACUUCAUGAAAUGUUGGAUGAGCAGAUUGUGGUCCCACCAGAAUCUCUACAAGAGACGGAUGAGUACCACCUCAUCCUGGAGUACAAGUCAGGUGAGCAGUGGGGUACGUCGCGAGCUCCUCAAGCAAACCGCUUCAUCCUAUCUCAUGAUGUGUCUAAUGGAAAGAUGAGCGCUCUGGAGACAUUCAUAGCCAGUCUGGAGGAGUUCAACCCAGACUUGGUGGUUCUGUCCGGCUUGCAUAUGAUGGAAGGAAUGGGUCGGGACCUCUGGGAAAACCGACUGACAGAGGCAGUGGAUGUGAUCUCAGAAGUCAACAAUGAGGUGCCCAUCCAUCUGGAGCUGGCCAGUAUGACGGACAAAGACUAUAUGAACCGAAUCCUACAGGAGCAGGUCAUGCCUAUUGUGAGCUCCGUCGGUCUGAACGAACAGGAGCUGCUGUUUUUGACCCAGUCCGGAGGAGGACCGCACUCCGAUCUGGCUUCCUGGGAUGGCAUCCCCGACGUGGGCCGCGUCAGCGACAUCCUCCUGUGGGUGCUUGAGCAACACGGUCGUGCAGACCCAGAAUCUGAGUCCGAUCUGACCAGGAUCCACUUCCACACGCUGGCGUAUCACAUCCUGGCUACGGUCGACGGCCACUGGGGGAAUCAGGUUUCGGCGGUGGCUGCGGGUGCCCGUGUCGCCAGCAGUCAAGCGUGCGGGUUGCAGACGGUGGAUGUUACUAAGGUGGUCCUCAAAGCUCCUUUGAACUUCUACAGUUCGUUCACAGAACCCAGAGAAAGUCUAACGGUCGAUGUGAUGAACCCGGUUACGGUGUGGCGCAGAGGGAACGUGUCCUUCCAUCUUACGCCAGUCCUGGUGUGCAAACAGCCGCUAAGGACCGUGGGAUUGGGAGACGCCAUAUCAGCAGAAGGGCUUCUGUUUUCCGAGGUCACAUCUGAACAUUAGGAGUAGACGUCCAAGGUCGUGCUCAGAUCUUUUUGAAGAAACUUACUUUGCCAAGAUCUUCAUAUUUACUGGAGCAAAUGGACUUAAAUAGCAGGUGAAAACAAGAGGGAAUGUUUUCAAAGAGUUUCAGGAACAACGCCUCCCUCUCAUCCAAGAGACUUUGUUGUCAUGACUUUUCUCUUCAACUCUUAUUGUGAAAGACUGCGCUGAACGAAACAACGUAAGCCAGCCAUGGCUGUUUUUUAAAGGCAUAUUUUAUUUCUUUAUUCAGUGAAACACAAAAUGAUUUAUAUUGCAAAAUGUCCAGUGUUUUUUUCUCAUAAAAGCACCAUAAAAUAAGUUCAUAGAUGUAGUUUUAGUAAAAAAAAAAAAAGAAAUUAAGUUUGGUGCAUAAUGGUAACAAGAAAGUAGGAAUCAGAUGGUGCUUUAUUGACUGGACAAAAUCCAUUCCCAUUUUUUUUAACCUUUUGUGUUUCACAAAAAUCAUUUAGGUUCGAGUAGCAUUAAGAGUGAAUGAUGACACAACUUUAAUUCAUUUUAACAUUAUACUCAGUAAAUAUGGCUGCUAUUGAGAAAGAGACGUGAAAGACUUGAAGCCUUUAGUCUUAAAUAUUAUCUCCAAAGUACAAUAACUUCCCCACAGUCGUGAGAUUAGUCACACCCAAACACUCCUUUAUUUGAUACACAAAAGUUAAUGAGUUAUUUGUCUUAACUGAUACACUUCAGGUUUAUCCAGUGGUGGUGAUGGAGGUUUAUUUGUGUAGUAACGUUGAGUAAAUGUGUGAGGUUUAACCUUGUUAUCUUGUGUCAUGUUAAUAAUGAAAGACGUGUUUCAGGUUCAAUAUAUUAAAUACCUGAGCCAUACGGUGUGAGUUGUCUAAUCUGUAGAAACAAAGACUUGUUAACACAUGACGAGUAAUUUUAACAAACGGGUCAUAUCACAUUAAGCUGUGAACGUGUAUGAUCUGAAAUUUGGUUUAUGAAUCAAAAUUAAACCUGUAUUGAACCUGGAACAUUUCUAGUUAAUGGUUAUCCUAAAGAUGAUCUCAUUGGAUAGAUCUGAGCACCAGCUCACCUACACGUAUUGUGACAUCACGUAAUGCACACUAUCAUGAAUUAUACUUCUCUUAAUUGAUUUUAAUAAGUUUUUAAAGGUGUGAUUGGUGAUAUAGCUGUAGUUUGUGUACUGAAGUACCAGCAUCAGUAGAUUUUAUUAUCUUAUAUAUAUAUAUAUUUCUUUAUGUUGGACUGCUGGUGUAUGGUGACUGUUUGUACUUACACUUGAAAGUUGUCUUUAGACUAUGUUUUGGCUCUUUUACUUUUUAAUCAUCCCGAAGUCUUAAUAGAGUGGAUUUUAAACAUGUCAUACAUAAUCUUUUCAUUCAAGAAUAAGUCAGUUUCUUCAAAUGCAACCAUCAAAUGCAAUAAUUGAUUUGAUUCACAUUUUUAUUAGAGAUGCACCGAUAUAUUGGCCAAUAAUCGGUACCGAUACACUAUCUGCCGAUAUAUCCUGUCAAUCAAAAGAUAACAGGAAAAUGCACCAGUGUAAUGUUAAAUAUUAAUGGCAUUAUAUAAAUAAUUGUCAUUUUCAGAAUUUAGUUAAUACAACCAAACUAUCGGUAUCGGCAGAUAUCAGUCUGAAUAAUCGGUAUCGGUGGAAAAAUUUAAUAUCGGUGCAUCUCUAAUUUUAAUUUCUAAUUAGUUAAAUGAUGUCUUCAGAUCAUCCGCAGAAAAGUCUUAAGAAUAAUAUUGAUAUGGGUCUUAUUUUGUACUGUAUUUCUGUAACACUCCACACAAUGCACUGUUAGUAGUUCGUAAACAUGACCAACAAACAAGACUUAUGCUUAUAUUGCUGUGUGGUGCUUUGAGAUCUUAAACUUUCACCCCACGCUUUAACAAAAAGUCUCGAGUCUCUGUGUUUAGAAAUCAGAAUUUCAAUUGAACGGUAUUAUAAAGUGAUGCCACGACCUAACGUGGUCAUCAGAAGAGUGAUAUUUGGCGCAGUUGUGAAUGUUUUCCUGUUCAUUAUUUUGGUUUGGGAAAUAUAGCGGUAUGUUCAUAUAUUCAUGUUCAACACUAGGGUUAUACUGUAGUAAUUAUGCAAAGUCUUUAACUGUUACUGGGUUAAAACAAAGAUCUUUAAUCAUAAUGUUAAGACUAGAAAUGUUUAACUUGAGUAUGGAAUAUUUUUAUAUCAAUAAAAUAUUUCUGUUGAUCCCA